AUGAGAGAACAAGAUCCGUUGUUUGACAAAAGUCGUGUUCCUUGUAAUUUCUCUAAAGGAGAUUUAGAAUGGUCACGUAUAGGGAAAGAGCGUCUCAAGGGAGAAUGGAAGAAGCUUAAACCCAUACGUUAUGGUCCAUUCAGAAUAGUGAAGCAAUUUGGAGAUAAUGCUUUUCAGUUGGAUCUACCACCUUAUAUGCAGAUGUAUUUUGUUAUUAAUGCAGAGUAUCUGAAGCUUUUUGAACCUCCUUUACUUAAUGAGGAGGAAGAUCAAGAAUUGAAAGAAUAUUGUGUUAUUGAAACAAAAGUGACACCUACCAGAAGAGGAGACCGUGUAAUGUUUCGUGUUGGACGUGCAGGGCAAAUGCCAAGUAAAGCAAGAUGGUUCAACAAGGAACAAGGGGAGACUGAGUUUCCCCACCAUUCAGCUUAG
Molecule: messenger RNA, 432 nt
Organism: Papaver somniferum (opium poppy)
Lineage: Eukaryota; Viridiplantae; Streptophyta; Magnoliopsida; Ranunculales; Papaveraceae
Exons: 2
Coding region: 1-432 (143 amino acids)
Source: RefSeq, a predicted model, not a curated record